GCAGCGCCCUUAUUGGUUGGCCAGCCACGGGCCCGGAACUGGACUCCCGUUUCCCCUCUUGCGAGCCUUCCUCAGAUCCAGCCGAGGUUCCCUGAGGCCCCCUUCGACGGACUACAACUCCCAUGAACCCCUAAGGUGGCGGGGAAUUCCCCCCCAUCCAUCUUCAAAACCUCACAGGAGAGGCAGGACAGGCCGAGACCCUUGGGCGAUUUUGGAUUUGUCCAUUCGGCAGGGGCCUUCGAGCAGCAUCGCUGAGCUCAUCCGGAGGAGGCGCGCUGUGGUCCCCGCAAUCUGGGGCCAAAGAAACUCUUGUGAGGCCCAGAACGAGGUCAGUAUUUAAUCAGGCUUGGUUCAGCUCUCCUGCGUCCAGGACCAAAGAUGGACAAAUUCAUCAUCCGAAAGCCUUCGAAGACCACCGCAGAAAAGCGCAAGAGGAAAGCGGAUGGUGCGCCGAAGGUGGAGGACGCUGACUCCCCCGAGGAGGGCCAGGGAACGCAGGAGAAGAAGCCACGGCCGGCUCCCGCGACUGAUGCUCCUUGGAAGCAAAUCCGGGCCGAGGGGCUAAACUGUGACUACAAGAUCCUCUUCGGCAAAGCCGAGGCCGACCGCCUCUUCCAGGAACUUGAAAAGGAGGUGGAAUAUUUUGACGGGCAACUGACCAAGCUCCACAUUUUUGGCAAGUGGCACAACAUCCCAAGGAAGCAGGUGACCUACGGGGACCCUGGGUUGACCUACACUUACUCGGGGGUCACCUUCUCGCCCAAGCCUUGGAUUCCGGUUUUGGACUGCAUCCGGGACCGCCUUCGGCUGGCCACUGGGCACACCUUCAAUUUCGUCCUGAUCAAUAGGUACAAGGACGGCCAGGACCACAUGGGGGAGCACCGAGAUGACGAGAAGGAGCUGGCCCCUCACAGCCCCAUCGCCUCUGUCUCCUUCGGAGCCCCCAGGGACUUCAUCUUCCGGCACGGGGCUUCCCGGGGCAGGAACCCCUCGCGCCACCUGGGGCCGGUGAAGCUACUGCUGGAGCACGGAAGUCUGCUGAUGAUGAACUUCCCGACCAACCGGGACUGGUACCACAGCCUGCCCACCCGCCGGAAGGUCCUGGCUCCCCGCAUCAACCUGACCUUCCGCAAAGUGCUGGCCCUCCAGGCCAGCCCGAGUGGGACGGACGCCCCUCGGUAACCCCAGAUGUCUUGGCGAAAGGGAGGGGGAGAGGCUGAGGCUUCCUAGGAGAACUGCCUCCUCCUCAGAGUCUGGACCUCUGUUCUCCACGCAGGCGGAAGACAAGAGGCGCAGCAUGUUUUGAGGUGGGCGGGGGGAGAAAGGGAGAUGGAAUUACCAGGAUCUGAUGUUCAGCCAGAAGCA
Molecule: messenger RNA, 1365 nt
Organism: Pogona vitticeps (central bearded dragon)
Lineage: Eukaryota; Metazoa; Chordata; Lepidosauria; Squamata; Agamidae
Source: RefSeq, a predicted model, not a curated record